CGCGAUUAAUAUUGAAAUUCAAUCUUACAGAGAAAGAUUCUUGUCUCUUUUUGAUAAAUCCUCGGAGGAGGAAUCUGUGACUCUGUCGGUUUUUUUCGUUGUUACAAGAGCUGAGAAUCUGUGAUCAAUUCUCAAUGUGGAGUUCGAUUGAGAAUUUGAAGGAGAAUUUGAACAAGAUCGCGCUCGAUGUGCACGACGAAGAAGAUGAUGAAGAUCUCUCCAUGUAUGGUUCCACCAAUGUCGACGGUGAUUUUAUGGAGUCUGAUCGGAGGACUUCUAAUGGCUUUAGGUAUUCCAGGUCCGUAUCGAGGUCUCCGAUGACCAAUGGCGUCGAACCGCCUGUUAAUACUGAGAUUGAGAGAUAUAAAGCAGAGAUCAACAAGCUCCAGGAAUCAGAAGCAGAAAUCAAAGCUCUGUCUGUUAAUUAUGCGGCUCUAUUAAAAGAAAAAGAGGAUCAGAUAACCAGAAUGAACCAGGAGAAUGGCUCAUUGAAACAAAAUUUGACUUCAACAAAUGCCGCUCUUAAAGAGGCUAGAAUGGAUCUUUCCAGGGCAUCAAAUAACAAUGCUAUCAAGGGAAACAGUAAUCAUUCACCCGGCAGGUCACAAAAAUCCCCUACAAAUUGGAAAAGUCGAAACCAUAUGUACAAUGGCAUUGCCUCGAAACAAAACGGGACUGAGAACGGUUCCGAUUCACAUAAAAAGGAGCAGGAAGUGCCAAAAAAUUACCUUUGUGUGUUCUUCUGGCAGCACGCACGCGGAACUCUAAACAACAAUCUGAUUGCCUUUCAGGAGUUUGCAGAUAUGCUUGAAGAGAGAACCAGGUCCAUGGCAUCUGCUCAGGCUAGAGAGCUUGAGAAAGAGCGAGAAAAAUCAGCAAAUCUGCAGAUUUCGCUACAAGAGGAGCGGAAACAAAAUGAGUCUUUCAAGAAGGAACUCCAAUCUCUGAGGUUAGAUAAGGAAAAAACGUUCAUGGAGAUUAGCAAAGUACGUAGUGAGUUGGAUGCAAAAGUAGCUGAAACCAAGCAACUGCAGAUGAAGUUGAAUGGCUGGGAGCAGCAGGCCAUUGGAAUUUCCAUUGAAAAUCUAAAAGAGGCUAACAAAUUUCUGGAGAAGGAAAAUAAUGAGCUUAAGUUGAAACGAAGUGAACUAGAGGCUUCUUUAGAAGCUAGCCGGAGGUCAACAAGUAGCAAAUUCUCCCCAGAGGGCACAGAUGCUCUUAGUAGACAUCCUACUAGUCUGGACAAGGAGAGGCUUGCAAGCUUCCUUGGGAAAGAAGAUAUGGAAAAAUCUUUGCAGAUGUUGGAAAAGGAUCUGCAGGAAGCACGAAGAGAAAAAGAUAAGGCACGGCAAGAACUAAAGCGGCUUAAACAACACCUGUUAGAAAAGGAGACUGAGGAGUCAGAGAAAAUGGAUGAAGAUAGUAGAUUGAUUGAAGAACUCCGCCAGACUAAUGAAUAUCAAAGGUCUCGGAUACUAGGUUUGGAAAAAGCUCUUAAGCAGGCAAUGGCUAAUCAGGAGGAAAUCAAAUCGAGCAACGACCAUGAAAUCCGGAAGUCAAAGGGUAUAAUUGAAGACUUAAAUCAAAAGCUUGCAAAUUGUUUGAGAACGAUAGAUUCCAAAAAUGUGGAACUUCUAAAUCUUCAAACUGCUCUUGGCCAGUACUAUGCUGAAAUUGAAGCUAAGGAGCAUUUUGAAAGAGAGCUUACAGUGGCUAAAGAAGAAGCGAUGAAACUUGUAGCACGUUUGAAAGAUGCUGAUGAGCGGUUAGAGUCAUCAAAGAAAGAAAAGGAGGAAGUAACAUCGAAGCUGUUACACGCAGAAAAAAUUGCAGAAGAAUGGAAAAACAGAGUAAGCAAGGUUGAAGAAGACAAUGCAAAAGUAAGGCGUGUUCUUGAGCAGAGCAUGACUAGGCUCAAUAGAAUGUCAAUGGACUCCGAUUAUCUCGUUGAUAGGCGUAUUGUUAUCAAGUUACUAGUUACAUACUUCCAGAGGAAUCACAGCAGAGAGGUUUUGGACCUAAUGGUUCGAAUGCUGGGAUUCUCAGAGGAAGACAAACAGCGAAUAGGAUUGGCACAGCAAGGAGCCGCCGGUAAAGGUGUUGUUAGAGGCGUGUUGGGCUUACCGGGCCGCUUAGUCGGUGGCAUCUUAGGCGGUGGUGGUGGUUCACCGGAUUCACAUCCUAAUAUCGCUUCAGAUAAUCAGUCUUUUGCAGAUAUGUGGGUCGAUUUUCUUCUUAAAGACGCGGAAGAGCGAGAGAGAAGAGAAGCAGAAGAUGCAGCGAUCAAAGAUAAAGAGAAGACUAGUACGCAGAGACCAACCUAUGAGCAAUCUGAUUCGGAGUUUUCAACGGUGCCUCUUACAUCAUCGGAUAGUAAUCACAAGCUCUCGAGAUUACUCACUUGACCUCUGAAGACUAGUAUGGGUAUAUACACGUUUUAUAGGAAUCUUAAACCUGAAUGUCUUGCUUUUUUUGUGUUGUAAUUAUCUCUCUCACACAUUUUUAUUCCAUUAAUUCUUUAUUAUAUAUACCAUUGGUU
Eutrema salsugineum is the source of this 2539-nucleotide messenger RNA. RefSeq names its product golgin candidate 4. Gene Ontology annotation, molecular function: small GTPase binding. The record is from RefSeq and is a predicted model, not a curated record. Gene Ontology annotation, biological process: Golgi organization; endoplasmic reticulum to Golgi vesicle-mediated transport. Bases 135 to 2405 code for a protein of 756 amino acids. Gene Ontology annotation, cellular component: Golgi apparatus. The transcript is spliced from 15 exons. NCBI's taxonomy places the organism in Eukaryota, Viridiplantae, Streptophyta, Magnoliopsida, Brassicales, Brassicaceae.